CGCACAUGCGCAGUGGAGAGUAGAAACUUGGAAUAAGUUAUCCCGGGGUCGCAGAGGAAUGUCACAGCCUGGCUAUGCGCACUUAUAGCGGCACCUAGCGCCGUCACACAGUACGGAUAAGGCGGAGGUGCCCGGUGGUGGAAGUGACACCGCUGCCGGCCUGCAACUACUGGUGCCCGGUGAUCCGUUACUUCCUCCGCCGGCAGCAGCGCUGAGGGUUCUGUGCGUGGCUGGUAGCGGCCCCGGCCAGGAGGACUAGUGCCUGCGUGGUGUCCGGGCACAGCCUUCCCCGCAUGGAAUGCACAAUCCCGGCUCAGUGUCAGCGCCUCUUCCGUGCCUGUGAAGAUGGGGACUUGGACGGUGCCCGCAGGCUCCUGGAGCCGGAGACUGCCAGCGUCACAUCCAGCAUCGGAGGACGUGCCGGAGAUGGACCCGCAGUUUCGGACAGUCAGGGGGGGAGCUCCGCUGUGUCCGCCCUGGUGCCGGUAGACUCCACGGACGAGGAUGGUAACACGGCGUUGCAGCUGGCGGCCGGGGUCGGACACGAACCGCUGGUCAGGUUCCUGCUGAGGAAGGGGGCCUCGGUGGACAGCAGGAACUACUACGGCUGGACAGCCCUCAUGCAGGCGGCUAGGUCAGGACAUGAAAAUGUUGCACUCAUACUACUGGAGAAUGGUGCAGAUGUCAAUGCCCAGAAUAGACUUGGUGCAAGUGUCCUUACAGUGGCCUCAAGAGGGGGUCAUGCAAGCGUGGUCAAACUACUUCUCGAAAGUGGUGCUUUCGUGGAUAAUUAUGAUCACUUUGAUGUCAAUAUUGUAAGUAGUAAAGGCCACAGAGAGGAUAUGCCUGAGAUCACAGCCUUAAUGACAGCUGCACAACAUGCUCAUGAGGCAGUGGUGCGUCUCUUACUGGACUGGGGAGCUGACGUAAAUUACCGUAUUAAGACAGGUUGGAGUCCAUUGAUGCUGGCUGCGCUGCAUGGCCGUGUUAGUGUGGCCCAGCAGCUGGUGGAUAGGGGAGCUGAUCCAGACCAAGUAAACAGCUUGGAGAAAACGCCUUUUGAAAUUGCCCUAAACUUCAAACAUAAAGACAUGAAAGAUUACUUGGAUUCAAUAACAACAAUCAGGCCCAAGACUGAUGAAGAAAAGCGACGACCAGACAUUUUUCAUGCUGUGAAAAUGGGGAACCUGUUGCUGGUUACAGAGAUUCUAGAUGAGGAUCCUAACCAAGUAAAUGCUGUUAAUGCAGAUGGAGCGUCUCCACUAAUGAUAGCAGCGGUUACUGGGAAACUGGAACUUGUGCGCCUUCUGGUUGAUAAGAAUAUAGAUAUAAACAAACAGGACAGUGUCCAUGCCUGGACCGCUCUAAUGCAAGCCACUUAUCAUGGAAAUAAAGAAAUUGUGAUUUACCUAUUAAGUCAAGGAGCUGAUGUUAACCUGCGUGCAAAAAAUGGCUAUACAGCAUUUGACUUAGUAAUGCUGCUCAAUGAUCCAGACACUGAGCUGGUUCGACUACUGGCAUCUGUCUGUCUGCAAGUGGACAAAGAAAAGUCAAAACAAAAGACUAAAUUAUUUCUCAAUUCUAAGAGCAAACCAUCUUAUAACAUUCCACUUCCACCUGACGACAGAGCUGGAUUAAAGUCAUGGUGGAAUAGGAUGUCUAAUCGUUUCCGCAAGCUUAAACUGACACAGACUCUAAGGCACGGCUUCUCUGCCAAUCGUCUUGUACCUUUUACUGAAAAUGCCAGUGCGUCUCUUGAUUCAAUGAUGCGAACACCUUCACAAACAGACACAAGCAACCCACGAAGACCUGACUCCACUACAGCCUGGACAUCUUCCACCACAGACAGCGGAUUGGGAACAACAAAAACUGAGAAUGACGACUUGCUACUGGCUACUAUGUUAAAGAAUGGCGCUCCAUUUGCUAAACUCCCCAAUGACAAGCUGAAGGCUGUGAUCCCACCCUUCUUACCCCCUUCAAACUUUGAGCUUUGGAAUUCUGACCGCUCCAGGAUUAGCAAAGAUGGGAAAAUGGAGCAGACCCGAGCAUCCAUGCCCCCACGGCUGUCAAAAACAAGUUUUAACAGUAGUGGCAAUUCAGAUAUAACUUCAGUCAGCAGAGCGCCAAGAGCAGUUAAAUUUCCAUCUUUGCCAAGAAGUCCUGCUUCCCCUUCAAAUUCAGGCAACUUCAACCACUCCCCACACUCUUCUGGUGGUGCCAACAGUGUAACAGGAGGAAGUGCAGAUAAUGUCUUGUCUCAGAUAGCAGCCCAGAGAAGGAAAGCAGCUAGCUUAUCUGAGCAGAAGAAAACACAGAGGCACAGCCCAGUCAGCACAACCUGUGGAUCCAUUAUCCCUGAGCAACAAGGUGUCCUCCCUACUAGCAAUGGACUUCUACCAAAGAAAGUUGAUAUUGUAAAGCGUCCUCAAUCAGGGACAUCCUCUACCUCUAAGAGCACAUCCCCUACGCUGACCCCUUCUCCAUCAUCUACACCAAAAGGUCGUCUAGCAGAGUCAUCCGUAUCUUCUUCCUCUUCUCACAAGCAGUCGAAGAGUAGUGGAGGCUCUAGCAGUGGAACCAUUACUGAUGAAGAUGAGCUGUCUGCCAUACUCAAGAAGUUGUCACUCGAGAAGUACCAGCCUAUUUUUGAGGAGCAAGAAGUUGACAUGGAAGCCUUUCUCACGCUUACUGAUGGCGAUUUGAAGGAGUUGGGAAUAAAGACACAUGGGUCCAGGCAGCAAAUAUUGGCAGCGAUUUCUGAACUCAAUGCGGGAAAGGGUCGCGAGAGACAAAUUCUACAAGAAACCAUACACAACUUUCAUUCUUCAUUUGAGAGUAGUGCUAGUAAUACUCAGCCUGCGGGAGCUCACCAGUCUCCCUCUGUCUGUACAAAACCAAAAGCACCUAUUUCUAACAAAAGGUAGCAUUGGCUGUCCUGGUGAGAAGAUCUAUAAUCCCAGUGAGCCGAAACAGGUUUCUAAACUGCUUGUAGAUGCCAUGGUCUUGUCACAGAUGGCGCAUACAGAUUCUGAAGCUUGCUUCACCUCAUCACUGUUAUAUAAUAAAAUAAUUGAGCACCACAUGGAACAUUAAAGGCAAUCAGCCUCAAACAGAAGACAAGAGGAAAGAAUUGUGCCUAUCAGAAGAUUCCUUAAUGACCAAGAAAAGAAAAUUGCAUGGAAGUGUGAUUUAAUUACAUUUGCGAGAUGUUAAUAUUUUCCUAUCAAACCUUAAUACAAUCAUUCUAAACUGAGGUCAUGAUAGAUUGUUUGAAAAUAAAAACCUCAAGAUCAACUGAA
Molecule: messenger RNA, 3299 nt
Organism: Pseudophryne corroboree (corroboree frog)
Lineage: Eukaryota; Metazoa; Chordata; Amphibia; Anura; Myobatrachidae
Gene: ANKS6
Product: ankyrin repeat and sterile alpha motif domain containing 6
Exons: 16
Coding region: 294-2924 (876 amino acids)
Biological process (GO): innate immune response
Cellular component (GO): nucleus; cytoplasm
Molecular function (GO): protein binding
Source: RefSeq, a predicted model, not a curated record